Messenger RNA from Megalops cyprinoides (Indo-Pacific tarpon), 3051 nucleotides. RefSeq names its product MALT paracaspase 1 (gene malt1). The transcript has 17 exons. The record is from RefSeq and is a predicted model, not a curated record. The coding region runs from base 110 to 2509 and encodes 799 amino acids. Gene Ontology annotation, molecular function: cysteine-type endopeptidase activity. Lineage: Eukaryota; Metazoa; Chordata; Actinopteri; Elopiformes; Megalopidae. Gene Ontology annotation, biological process: proteolysis.
UUAUACUAGACUGGAAAGACCAGGCCUGCAGCUGACAGGAUCAGAUGUGGCUGUGAAGUGAAAAUCAAUAUUCUUUUUUCUUCUUUUGAGCAAACCACUCAGUCUUGAGAUGUCUGAUUCUUAUGACUAUGAUUCUUUAAACAUCAAUAUGCUGAGGGAACCCAUAUUGAUUAAGCUUAUUGAGGUACUGGACAAAACCAACAGCAAAGGAUGGCGCAAACUAGGGGAAUUUGUCAGCAAUGACAGGCGCUUCAGAGUAAGUGAAGAGGAGAUGGAGAUGUGCUCCCUGAAGGUGUUGGAGCUAGAUGGCAGCCCAGCUCGGAGCUUGCUGAGACUCAUAGGAGAUCGCGGUUGUGUAGUGAGGGAUCUUGUAGAGUUUCUCAAAGCUAUGGGCCACACAGAGGCCCUUCACUGCAUAAAACCACCAGGCAUUAAGAUUAUCAUCCAGCCUCAGUCUCUGGCUGUUAUAUCUGGACACACGGCUCGACUCACCUGUCAUGCUGUAGGAAAUCCCAUUGUGCAGUACCAGUGGUUCAAAGCAAAGGAGGAGGUGCCCAAGGGUAACUCUCCAGACCUUGUAUUUAGUCCAGUCCAAGUGAGGGAUGCCGGUUACUACAUCUGUCGAGUGAAUUUGGGUGGUUCCUUUCAGUUCAGCCACUGGGCCCAGCUGGAGGUUCUGGUUGUUGGAGCAACAUAUGGCUUGACAUCUCACUCCUUAGAGGGCAAGCUAAAGGUGGUCAUUCAACCUCAGGCUCAGAGGCUUUUGGUGGGAGAAACUCUUGAACUGGAAUGUGGGGCUGUGGGGAGGCCAAUUCCCCAGUACCAAUGGUAUAGAAAUGGAGUUCCUCUUAAACACGCCACCAGAAGGAAGUGCACGAUCCCUUAUGUGACGACAGAACAUCAAGGAAAGUACCGCUGUGAGGUGAUCAGUAACAAUGAACGAACAUGGACAAGGGAAACAGACAUCCGCAUAGGUACGCCAGUCCUUGUCCUUCACUCACACUUUUGUCCAGAAAAGCCCUUUGCAACAGACAAAGUGGCCUUACUCAUAGGAAACCUCUCAUACCAGAGCCAUCCACAGUUAAAGGCACCCAUGGUAGAUGUGUAUGAUCUAACCAACCUGUUGCGUCAGCUCAACUUCAAGGUGGUUUCCCUGCUGGACCUUACUGAAUCUGAAAUGCGCAAUGCAGUGGAUGAGUUCCUGCUGCUGCUGCACAAGGGUGUCUACGGUCUGCUGUACUAUGCAGGACAUGGCUAUGAGAACUAUGGCAACAGCUUCAUGGUCCCAGUGGAUGCACCCAACCCUUACCGCUCAGCUAAUUGUUUAUGCGUUCAGAGCAUCCUGAAGCUGAUGCAGGAGAAGGAGACAGGCCUGAAUGUGUUCCUUCUGGAUAUGUGCAGGAAGAGGAAUAUUCAUGAUGACACUACUCCAAAUGUUGUCUUACGGGUCACAGCUAACAUCGUUUUUGGUUAUGCAACUUGCCAGGAUGCAGAAGCUUUUGAGUUGAACUCGAGUGGAUUCACUAAUGGGGUCUUCAUAAAUUUCCUAAAGAAGCGUCUUCUAGAGGAUGAAAAGAUCACAGUCCUGCUGGACAGAGUGGCAGAGGAUAUGGGCCAGUUUGACCCCACCAAGGGCAAACAGGCCCUAGAAAUCCGCAGCAGCUUGUCUGAGAGGAGGGCACUGACUGACCCCAUUCUGUCUAGUGGCUGUUCAGAUGAGAAUCAAGCACGCAACCUGCAGUGGGCCAAAGCUCAUGAACUCCCUGAGAGCAUGUGUCUGGACUUUGAUUGUGGGGUAUUGAUUAAAAUGGGCUUCGCUGCAGAGUUCUCAAACGUACUUGUCAUCUAUACAAGCAUCGUGAAGAAGUCAGAUGACAUGUCCUCCUGUCAAGCUUAUGUCACCAACUUCACCCCAGAGCUUGACAUAGAUCCCAAGGAGAUGAACAAGGAGACUCCAGAAGAGACAGGAAGCUACCUACUGUCUAAGAGCCUCCCCCAGCAUUGCCUGUACACCAGACUGAGCUCCCUACAGAAACUCAGGGAGCAGUUGGUCUUCACCGUGUGCCUGCAAGGGAAAUUUGUGGCCAUGGAGGAUCUGGUGGAGUGGACCACAGAAGUGAACAUUGGCAAGCCUUUGAUCGCCAAGUUGGACCUGCACCGUACUGUGAGGCGGAACAGCUGCCUCCAGACCUGUGGGAUGCCCCACAGUCCAUCCCACAGCCCCUGCCACAGCCCAGGGGCCGACCAUCUCCACCAGCAGUACCAAAACACCUACUUGGGGGUAUAUGACACCCCCCAAAGUGUUGCUGGAGCCUGCAGUAACCCCCCAUUUUGUGAGGACACCUCUUUCUACCAUCACUAUCACUGCACUGAUGACCCACCCUUUCUGGACUCACCCAGCAGGGUCAAUGUCCCCAUUGAGACCACAGAUGACAUCAUUGAGCUCCAAGAGAGCUUCAUUAACAGCUUGCAGCUUCACGACCAAUAUAACACAUUUACUAACAUGUGAGGUACUCUUUGAAGGAGUUCUUUCUGUAUUGUUACUUGUAAGAUUUUAAAAAUUUAUUUUAUUGUAUUUUUAAAAUACACAUAUACAUAAUGCUGGCAUAAAAGUAGUUAGGAAAGAGCAACAAUAAAUGCAGUCCAUCACAUUCACUGGGGGAAACUUCCUCACAAUACCAUUGCAUGGGAUGGGAGUUAAUGCAGGAGUGAUUUAUAGUUGGAUGAUGGUUCAGUUUAUUCUAAUUUCAGACAUUAAUUCAUUGAUAUGUGUGUGUGACUAUGCACAGUUUGGCCAGUGUGAGGGGCCUUUUUGGGGUUCCCUGGACAGAAAAUUGUUCAGAACAACACAUGCAGUUCAAAGAGAUACAGCACAAUGAGAUUACUAAGCAGUAUUUCCUUUGUCCAAUGUAAUUUCUUGCCAUUCUGCUGUUUUUACUCAUUUUCAUCUAAACACUAGACCAUUUGGCAGGCAAAGAUUAGGACAUUUUUGUAGGGAAAAAAAAAACUUAUGCCUUCACACAUGAUGUUGUAUAACGUCAGAUUCAUCAA